UUUUCCCCUAUCUCGUCGUCGGUCGGAGGAAGAUCAGAGUCCUCGGUCGGAGGAGGAUCGGAGUUGUCGAUAACCACAUUCUCUCCGAUUCCGUGUUCUUCUCCGGACUCAAGCAAUAAAGAUCACACUUCUUUAAAUAUUCAUUUCCAUUUCGUUUGGCCGGCUCGAUAACAGCGCCCUGUCCGGCGAACUCCCGGCACCGCCCCCUGCAAAUUUAUGAGGUCGAGAUCCCGGUACUCGAUACAGUGACUACAGUAGGAGCUAAAGGGAUGGAUCCUGCUCUGAGAUGGGUACUGUUGUUAAUGCUUUCUGGGUUUGUAGUGAAUGCUGCUUUUGUCAAAGCUGAUUUCGGGUAUUGUGAAAGAGUGGUAAAAGGGUGGGCGGCUUCUUCACUUGAUCAAGAAUUCAAGGAAGACAAACAUAUACUCAAGGAUAUGCUGUUUUUCCUCCAUGUACCACGAACGGGAGGACGCACAUACUUUCACUGUUUCUUGAAGAGGUUGUAUUCUAGUUCCCUAGAAUGUCCCCGUUCUUAUGACAAGCUACGAUUUGAUCCAAGCAAGACAAAAUGCAGAUUGCUGGUUACACAUGAUGACUAUAGCAUGAUGUCUAAACUUCCCAAGAACAAAACAUCAGUUGUCACAAUACUUAGGAAUCCACUUGAUCGUGUUUUUAGUACUUAUGAGUUUUCUGUGGAGGUAGCAGCCAGGUUUUUAGUUUAUCCUAAUUCGACUUCUGCAAAACAAAUGACUCGACGUAUACGUACUAAGAAUAAUAAUGCUGUAAGUACACUGGAUAUUUGGCCAUGGAAGUAUUUGGUUCCUUGGAUGAGAGAAGAUCUUUUUUCUCGGAGAGAUGCUAGAAGACUUAGGGGGAUUGAUGAUGUCAAGAGCAGUGAUACAUACGACAUGGGGGAUAUUCUAAUGCCAUUAGAGGAAUACAUCAAUGACCCUAUAGCUCAUGAUAUUGUCCAUAAUGGAGCUACAUUUCAGAUUGCAGGAUUAACAAACAACUCAUAUUCAGAUGACUCACAUAAAGUGCGACACUGUGUACAGAAGCACAAAGCUCUUGGUGAAUAUGUGCUUCAAGUUGCAAAGAAGAGGUUGGACAACAUGUUAUAUGUUGGACUUACAGAGGACCACCGCAAAUCUGCAACAAUGUUUGCGAAUGUGGUUGGUGCCCAGGUGAUUUCUCAGCUGGUGGCAUCAAAUGCUACUGGGGAUGGGGAGGCUAACAUCAAAUCAGAAGAGAGCUCUUCUUUCUCAGAUUCAGAGCUGGAUGAUAAUCAUCAACAGAAUAGCACCUCAGAGAAAAGGGUGGCUAAGACAACAUCAACAAAGAGCACUGCAGGAAAUAAUGAAAAUAUGACUGUGGGAAAGUUAAUGAGUGCGUAUGGAACCUGUAUUUCUGGCCUGCGGAAGACUCAAGCACGUCGGCGCACUAAUUCUUUGAAGGGAAUAUCACCGGCAAACUUUUCGAAGGAGGCACGCCUUCAUGUUUCUGAGGCAGUUCUUCAGCAGAUAAGAUCACUUAACAGCCUUGAUUUGGAGCUGUAUGAAUAUGCCCAGGACAUCUUUGGAAAGCAACAAAGGGAAUCCGCAGAGAUGUUGUUUGCCAUGGAGGGAUUGGAGGACAUGUUCAAAUAUUCAGUUGACAUCAGCCUUUGGAAAUUCAUGUUGUGGGCCAUGCUGCUUGUAUUGCUCUUUAUAUUUGUAAAUGCCAGAAGAAAAACAUCAAAAGUGAAGAUAUGAAUAUCUAUUACUUAAAUCGAUUACAGCAAGAUGAAGUUUUAUAAAUUGGAUGGAAGAAAAGUAGGGAUUGGCACAUUUCCCUUCUAAUUGAAGGCCACAAUCCCAUGUGAGUCUCAUACAUGAACGGCCUUAGCUUUUUUGUUAUAGAAUGAAUUAGAUUAAAGCUUUUAGAUCCAUUUUAUAUUUUAGUCUAAUUUUCUAUUCUUCCUCUUCUUGGUGUGUUUUGGUCAUGGUCAUGGUCAUGCAAGCAGGUGGGUGCUUAUUUAGUCUUAAAAUCUGUUAGUUUCGUUUGUUUUUGUUUUGCCAAAGAAUCUGUGAGUUUCAACGAGGGGGAUAUUUUAACUA
Messenger RNA from Rubroshorea leprosula, 2096 nucleotides. Lineage: Eukaryota; Viridiplantae; Streptophyta; Magnoliopsida; Malvales; Dipterocarpaceae. The record is from the annotation of a GenBank genome assembly.